Molecule: messenger RNA, 1855 nt
Organism: Zootoca vivipara (common lizard)
Lineage: Eukaryota; Metazoa; Chordata; Lepidosauria; Squamata; Lacertidae
Product: astacin-like metalloendopeptidase
Biological process (GO): proteolysis
Molecular function (GO): metalloendopeptidase activity; zinc ion binding
Source: RefSeq, a predicted model, not a curated record
CCUCAUCCAAGUUGCACAUAGCUAGGGCUCAACAAGUGAAGCUGCUGAAAACCUACAAGAACACAUGAAGCAACCCAAAGAUGAAUCUUCUAGCACUAUCAACCUUAUUACUGUCCUUUCCUAGGUUUACACCAGGUAAACCUGUCCAGGGAAUCCAGGAAGAGAAGGCCACAGGAGAAACAUAUAUGCAUCAGGAUGAUAUUGUUUACAGACGAAGAACACAGCGAAGUGCCAUGAAAUGCAAUCAGAGAUGUGUUUGGCCUAGAUCGGAAGAUGGGCUGGUCAACAUUCCAAUUAAUGUCUCUACAGAGUUUUCCCUGGAGGAGAGGGCUGUGAUAGCUGAAGCAAUGCAAGAAUUUGUCACGCUGACAUGUAUUCAGUUUAUCAGGCGUUCGACAGAACAUGACUACAUAAACAUUUUCCCUGCAGAUAGAUGCUGGUCUUACUUUGGAAAGAUUGGAGGCAAACAGCAGUUGGGCUUGGCAAAAAAUGGCUGCAUAUAUAAAGGAUUAAUUCAGCAUGAAAUCAACCAUGCCCUGGGUUUCAUACAUGAACAGGCCCGGAACGACCGAGACAAGUAUGUUAAAAUCCACUUGGAGUAUGUCACAGCAGGAGAACAGGGGAAUUUCGAGAAAGUGGACUCUAACAAUCUGGGUCUUCCCUAUGACUAUGGUUCAGUGAUGCAUUAUGGCCCAUACGAUUUUUCUAGUGCUCCCGGGAAAGCAACCAUUGUCCCCAUCCCAAAUGCAUCUGUACCAAUUGGUCAGAGAAUAGGACUCAGCGACCUAGAUGUGAAAAAAAUCAACAAGCUCUACAGAUGCAACUGUUCUAGCACUGUGCUUCGUAAUCCAAGAGGCAACUUCUCCUCUAAUAAUUACCCAUAUUCAUACCCCCCAAAUGUCACAUGCCUAUGGCUGAUCCAAAUCCCAGAAGGAAAGGUCUUCCUGAAGUUUCAUGUUUUGGAUCUCCAGCGCUCUCCAAACUGUGCCUCCGACUACAUCCGAAUUUAUGAUGGAAACAACAGAAAUGCCCGUCUUCUUGUUGACAAGUUAUGUGGAGCGGGGCAGUUGCCGGCGGUGGUGUCUUCUGGAAGCAUGAUGCUUGUGGAGUUCGUGAGUGAUGAGGCUGCUGCAUCCAAGGGUUUCACAGCCUCCUAUGCACAUGUGAUAUGUGGAGGGACUUUCACAAGCAGCCAUGGAGUGGUCACUUCGCCAAACUUCCCAAGAAAAUACCCUCCAAACAAAAAAUGCCUAUGGAUUAUCAGUGCUCCAGCAGGAAGCAGGAUCUCCCUAACGAUGGGCUCCUUUGACCUGGAGGAAGCCACUGGGUGCAACUAUGACAGACUUGUCUUUCGCGAUGGCGGCGACAUCAGCUCUCCGCUUCUUGGCACUUUUUGUGGGAAGACAGAGGUUCCAGCUUUCAAUUCCACUGGGAGCUUUCUACGUAUAGAAUUUUACAGUGACGCCGUUUCUCAAUAUUCCGGGUUUAAGCUGGACUACUCAAUCGUUUUGCCGUCAUGAAGAACAGCCUGCGGGAGGAUUGCCUUCGUCCUGAACUGCGAACGAGGAAGAGGGUGGAAAUUCUGAUGCCAGAUAUUCUUUGCCUCUUGCUGGUGUUGUACUUUGUUUCUUUUUAAAGACUGAUCAGUUUCUCCCAGUAAUGACACAAAUACUCUCAAGUGCAGAAUGCUGAACUUUAUGCCUGAUUUGCCAAAACACCAAGGAGCAAUUGAAGCAGGCAAGGAGAAGUUAUUCUGUGCCGUAUCUCUUCAAUUACUGUACCAUUUUUACUAGCCAUCUGUUGGUGGCACUUUGAACUAUGUAACAAAAGAUGUAAGUAAAGCUUUAAAAGCCCA